Messenger RNA from Vespula pensylvanica (western yellowjacket), 1656 nucleotides. RefSeq lists its product as uncharacterized. NCBI's taxonomy places the organism in Eukaryota, Metazoa, Arthropoda, Insecta, Hymenoptera, Vespidae. The transcript has 9 exons. The record is from RefSeq and is a predicted model, not a curated record. Bases 39 to 1547 code for a protein of 502 amino acids.
AAAUAUCUUAUUAGACCAACAAAUUAAAGGGUCGUAAUAUGUUUCGUGCUAUUGUGAGAUUAGUUCUCGAAUUUAUAGAAUGGUUGACCGAAGAAAUUAUAGUUGAAGAAAUUACCGACGACGUUGCAAUUAGUAUCAAAAUGACUAGUAAAUUGAUUGAGAAGAAAGUCGAAAAAAAAGUAUUGACCUUGCAGGAUCGUUCUAUCUUGCUAAUAAAUCCAUUUGAGAGGUCAUCAUCCGAUAAGACUUACAUUUAUGAAUUAUUCAAAAAAUUACAAAUAUUUCGAAAAUAUCCGGAGGAGCAUAGAAAAUUGUUGACAUCUGAAUGUCUUUAUCAGUAUUUACCACGAAAUCGUGUGAUCGUUCGUCAAGGUCACGAGGCUUGGAAUCUUUACUUUAUCAUUAAUGGGGAGGUCAACUUGUCGAGAGUCGUUACCGAUAAUAUUACCGGUGAAACCAUGGAAGUUGAUAUGGGUUCUAUGCAUCCGGGAGACAUAUUUGGUGAAAUUGCAUUGUUACAUAAUAUACCAAGAACAGCUACGAUAGUGACUAAAACUCCGGUAGAUUUGAUACUUAUCAGUCUCGAAGAUUUCAAUGAAAUAUUACGAGAUAAUUUAAUGAAUGAAUGGAACCUUUUGCAAGACGCUCUGGUCAAUUUCAAUUACUUUAAAUUAUGGGACGAAGAAACUAUACGAGAGUGUUGCAUUUUGAGCAAGCUGAAACAUUUCCAAGCCAACGAGGUAUUGUUAGGUGACGGAAAAGGUAUGGUCAAUUAUGUACAUUUUUUAUUGGAAGGUGAAUGUCGUAUGAUAGAACAUAUACUCGUUAGAGAGAAACCUACUAUCCAAGAAAUGAAAUACGAAUUGUACGACUCGAAAACUGUAUCAAAAUUAAACAAAAAUAAGAAAAAUAUUGACACUAAUGAAAUUAAACAAAAAGAAUCAAAAGUCGAUAAUGACGUGGGCGAUGAUUGGACCAAAGUAGAGUCAAGCGAUACGAUGAUGGACUAUACUCAAGUUAUAUUAUCCAAAAGAGCAGAUUACAAGCAUGUUGAUCUGGAACGUAUGAGUAUCGUGACAGCCACGCUUCUAGAUGUUGUGAACGAAUGGCAUGAGAUAACGGAUGUUGCGGAAAUGUUGAUGAGAGAACCAUCGGUUUUGUUACAAAGUUAUCCGAAAGACGUUCGCACGAUAUUUAUGCAAGUGUGCAUAUUUUAUAGGGGUGCCUGUUUUGGAAUAGGCGAGAAAAUGGAUAAUCGAAGAAUCGUAUCCAUAACUCCUGUACGAUGUCUCCUUAUUCCACGAUAUUGGCUAAUGAAACAUAAUUACGCAAACAUUUGGCACAGAGUUAGAUUAUUUAUGGAUUCGAAAUUUUUAAACAGUCAGGAAUUGUUUAAAGAGUUCGUCAAAAAUAGAAAAUGGAUACAGUAUAAAAGGAAGUUAGUCAACGAUAUCAUUAAAAAAGGCCGACGUUCUCGUAAUUGUGCAACUAUAUACGACGUACCGUAUUCUAUUAGAAUCUCAGAAGAAAUAGAUCCGAAGUUAUAAUUUGUAUAUAUAAAAUUACAUUUGGAUGUAACGACUAACGCAAUAUGUGAAUGUUUAUUUUAUUUUUAAUUUAUAUUUGCUUAUAUCUUAUAUUAAAAAGAAAUUUUUA